Molecule: messenger RNA, 1809 nt
Organism: Mangifera indica (mango)
Lineage: Eukaryota; Viridiplantae; Streptophyta; Magnoliopsida; Sapindales; Anacardiaceae
Product: protein disulfide isomerase pTAC5, chloroplastic
Exons: 6
Coding region: 112-1161 (349 amino acids)
Source: RefSeq, a predicted model, not a curated record
ACCUGCAACCGAAAUCGUGUGGUUCAAACUACGAACCAAAAAACACACAAGUAUCUUCUUCAUCAUCUUCAUUGUUUCUUCUCAUUUACCUCCCAAGCUCAUCUCUCUCACAUGUCUUCUCUCUUCCCUGUCUCUCUCAAUCCUCCUCUCACCUUCAAUCGUCACCCUAAAACCAACACUCCUCUUCUACUUUCACUCUCCACAAUCUCCAAGUUCCAAAUCUACGCCACUUCAUCAAACUCCGACCGCGAGGAAAUCAGAUGGAUUCGCGAAGAACAGCGCUGGCUACGUGAAGAACAACGCUGGCUCAGGGAAGAACAGCGCUGGAUCCGCGAGCGUGAAUCGCUGCUCCGCCAGAUUUCCGAGCUUAAACUUCACGUGAAAGCUCUAGAGACUCGUAACUUCAGUGACGGAGUUUCGGUUUCAGAUGCGAUAUCUAAUAUCGCCGGUUUAUUACAGGUGUUGAAGGAGAAGAAUUUGAUUGCGGAGAAAGUGACAGUAGUGGAUGAGGAGAAGAACGAAAAAGAGGAACAAAAAGAGGUUAUUGAAGAGGAACAGAAAGAAGUUAUUGGGGUUUUGAAAGUAGAAGGGAAGAAAUGGAGGACAUUGAGGAGCGGCAGGGAAGGAGAUGACGUUAAAGCGAUGCAGGAAGCAUUGCUAAAAUUGGGAUUUUACUCGGGUGAGGAGGAGAUGGAGUUUUCCAGUUUCUCUACUGGAACGGAACGUGCUGUAAAGACUUGGCAAGCAUCAAUGGGUACCCCUGAAGAUGGAAUAAUGACUGCAGAACUCCUUGAAAUGUUAUUUUCAGAGCAACAAAGUAAAGAUGCUGGCACAAAUAAGAAUGUAGAAGAGGGAGGAGUCAGUCUGACUUUUCCAGAGAAGGGGGGUGAGAAUGGAGCUACAGUUUCUUCUGUGACUGAAAUCUUGGAACUUCAACAAGCAGUUGUGGACGAAAAUGGUGUUGCAGAAGUUGAGGUAUCUCAACAUCGAGUUUUCCUUCUUGGAGAAAAUCGGUGGGAAGAGCCAUCUCGACUGACUGGCAGGAACCAACAAGCUUCUAAAAACAAACCCAACGAUGCCAAAACCAAGUGCCUUGCUUGUCGUGGGGAGGGCCGCUUAAUGUGCACAGCUGCAGUGGCAUGGAACCCAAAUUGGCAUUGAUUUUGAUCCACAGAAACAGCUCUAGUGACGGCAAGAAGAGAGAAUAAAUAGGCUAAACAAGUGAAGAUCACUGCCACUAGAAGCACUUUGGGAAAUAUUUUUUGAGGUUUAUCUACUUCUCCAAUUAAAGUACUGACAAUAUCCAAAAAAUUCAAGUUCCAAAAGAGGGUUGAAGAACAAGUUCCAAUCUUUUUUAACCCCCUUUUGGCCUAAAUUCAGCUAUCUGUGUGGCUGAAUUUUUGGGAUGAAAAUGAGAGACAUUUAUACGAAAGGAGAAAGAGAAACAAUCCCUGGUAAAAUAGCAGCAAAACUGACAACUGCUAAGCCUGUGUAGUUGAGAAAAGAAAGCGCACAUGUUGACACCAUAAUUGUGAGAUUUCUAGGCCAACCCAAUUCUAGGAGGGGGGAAGCUUUCUGCAGGUAGUUUAUGCAACCUUCGCUUGGAAAGACUGUGAUGAGAGCUUUGUGAUGGUCAUCGCCUGGAAAGGCAGCCAAGGAAGUUGAAGACAAGGCGACUGUUGCUAGGGAAAAAUUCAUGUGGCUGCCAUUGCCUGGAAAGGCAGCCAAGGAAGUCAAAGACAAGGCAAUUGUUGCUGGGGAAAAAUUCAUGACGGAGAAGAAUGAGAGGGGAAAUGAGAACAAGAGAAA